Lodderomyces elongisporus is the source of this 3492-nucleotide messenger RNA. RefSeq lists its product as uncharacterized. Gene Ontology annotation, biological process: positive regulation of TORC1 signaling; positive regulation of macroautophagy. The transcript has a single exon. The coding region runs from base 1 to 3492 and encodes 1163 amino acids. NCBI's taxonomy places the organism in Eukaryota, Fungi, Ascomycota, Pichiomycetes, Serinales, Debaryomycetaceae. Gene Ontology annotation, molecular function: protein binding. The record is from RefSeq and is a predicted model, not a curated record. Gene Ontology annotation, cellular component: cytosol; vacuolar membrane; GATOR2 complex.
AUGGCUCAAGAUAGUCAGGGACAGCAGCAAAGUCUAGCGAAAUUUGCAUUCAACAUUUAUGGAACAUUAGGCACUCCUCAAUCGAGCAAUUCUCCAUCUGCCAACUCCUCCAUUAGCUCACACAAAUCUAGCAAAAGGCUCAGCAAAAACCAACUGAGCAAUAGCUACUCUCGACGGCUUACCUACAAUGCGGAACGGGAUGUUCAAGCUAUUGGGCAAUUGAAUUGCGGCAUACAAAUCUCGCAUCAUAUCUCUGGGAAUGAGCCAAGCCAUCAUGCUGUGAUUGGUGGUAAAAACUACCUUCGACUAUUGUGCUUGAAUCGUGAUCAGCAGCAGGUGUUACAGGAAAUUGAUCUACUAGAUGUCAAGUCCAUCUACCGCUCUAGGAAUCCAAAUAAGAUAAGCUCAGUGAAUACUAUAAAGACAAGGGAAAAUACUAUAGCAUGUGGAAUGUCAAACGGUACAAUCUCAAUGUAUAAGGUAUCGCCUUAUGGCAAGGGCACCUUACAUGCCAUGCUUUCUGAUCACAGAAGAACGGUAAACUCAAUUGAUUUUAUUGACUCUACGGAUCACAUCAUCUCUGGUUCGCAAGAUGGAAGUAUUAAAUUGUGGGACCUUCGGGCAUCACCAACAAAACCAGUUUUCAACCUACAAGCCAAUCUCCAUAAUGACCCUAUAAGAGCGUGCCAGUAUAGUCCACACUCGGUUGUAAGAAAUAAGACAUGUAUAUUGUCCGUCCACGAUUCUGGUGCAUUAUGCAAGUUUGAUUUACGAUCAGGCUCUGGAAGUAAUAUGUACUCACCAGAUAGAAAAUGGAACCUUCAUGCAGGCCCCGUAUUGUCGUUGCACAUCCAUCCCGAGAAAGAGUACGUUGCAACUGGUGGUAGGGACCAUAAGAUUUGUGUGUUCAAUUAUAGUGAAGGGCGCUCUCUGCGGACAACUCCAGAAAAUAUUAUAAAUACUUAUGGGUCUAUUUUGAAAGUAAGAUGGAGCUCGUACCUGGUUAAUCAAGGAGGAAGAGCAGGAGAUGGAGGAGGAAUGGGGUCAAUGCACACUAGCACUAGCUUUGGGGACUCUACUCUGGCAUUGACAAAUUAUGACUUGGCCUGUCUGUAUUUAAAUGACGAUCCAACAGUAACGAUCUACAACUUGAAUCGUAAAUACAUUCCGAAGCAAAUCAUCAACCCAUAUUCUCAAAAGGCAAUUUCGAACUUUAUGUGGGCCCAAAACGAAAUUCAAGGAAGGCGAAUAUGGACGUUGAACAAGGCAAACCAGUUUAUGGCGUAUGACUUGGACUCGAAUUUUGACACCGAUAUCAAGAGACCUUUGGAUGAUUUACCGCCAAUAGGGAUGUCAUGGAACGAUAAUGAUGAUUUUAUUUGGGUUAACCAAGCCAAGGACGAAUUUGAAGCUAAUUUCGAAUCAAUGUGUGACGAUGAGCAAUUUCUCACCGACACAGCUGCAGCUGCAACUGCAACCUCAACUGCUUUUACAGCAUCGACGUCGACAAAUACAGCAAUUGCAGCAGAAAGAGCCUCGAGUUUUGAUUUGGAAGACCAUGAUCACAAAAUGGCCGGUUCAUCGCUCGGCACUUCUCCGAUCGAGCGUCCGUCUCUAACCCGCUCAUAUACCCAUAAUCCAAUGUCUCAAUUCAUGACAAAAUCACCAUCGCCGAUAUUGAGAAGUGGAACCGGUGUACUUGAUAUGACUAGUCCGCCAUCGGCGGGCUCUGCACUUUCUACUUCUACUUAUACACCUCGUCCAAAGCUUGCAAGAAACCCAUCGCAAACAACUCAAGGUUCUGCUGGCUCAUUUGGAUCGACCCCGGCUAGUUCAAGCUUUGCUAUAAAGUACAAAAGUGGUGCAAGUGGCCCAGGUGUUUCAGGUGUCCCAGGUGGUCCAGGGGUCCCAGGGGUCCCAGGUGGUCCAAUCGGAGGAUCUUUGAGACUUAACUCCAUGGUCAAGUCACCUUUUGCUUUCCCUGUGGAGUUACCUUUUAAUGAUGAAGAGGCUUUCAAAUUCCUCGCAACAGAAUAUCUAGUGACAACGCCCGAAGGGUUCACUUUGGCGGAUACGUGUCUGAUGAAUGCAAGUGUUGCUCACGAGGUUGGUGCAUAUCAAUCGAGUCAAGUAUGGAGAGUGCUUGCUAUUUCACUUUCCGACGAGAAAACAAUGAAUGCAGCGGCUGCAAGGAUGAAAACGAGAACAACUCUCGAUAAUAAAAACCAUGUUGACGAACCUGACAGCGCCAAUGCAGACCAUUUCAAUGCUGCCACUAAUAUGAGCGCCACCACAGACCCUAAUAUCACCGCCGUAUCCCAUACCAAGCAUGACCAAGAAGAAGAUGUCGAUAGUUUUGCUCUCAAAUCAAUACAAUCUGAUUUGGAUAAUGUCGUUGGCUCCUACAAUUCCAACUCAACGCUGAGCAUCAAGUAUGGCCGAAACAUUAAUCCACUCAGUAGUGUGUCCAGUCAUGGUAUUGCUUAUCAUGGAAACGACGUGCAUAGUCGCACGAAUUCAAUGCAUCACAGUAGAGCCAACAGUUUCAACAAUACUCAUAGUGUUCGAGCAGGGAGCAGUGGAGCAGAUGAUCACCUAAGUGUUCAUUCUCAAAGUAAUCCUCUUGCUAUUGAUUCAACUACAUCAAAGAGAGGUGAUUACGAGCUUGAGAACACUAAUUUGAUGAACUCCAUUUUUCUUAGGUCUAGUCCAAACUCAAUUGGAUUUGGCUCAAGCAGGUCUUAUUCCAGUCUAGCAUCUUCUCCGAUUGAUGCUCGACGUGCAUUACCGGAGAGACAAGUCCCUCCGGAACCACUAGAGCUCAAUCAUGAUACGUCAUUGAUCUUGGAGAAGAAACAAUCUAAUCAUUCGCCAAAGCUGCCUAAGCGGUCUGGAUUAUCGAUUGCGUUGAAAAACGACGAUCAUCAUGAUUGUGAAAAUGAUUAUGAGGAUGGAACGGAAGCCUGGUCUUUUAAAUCACUAUUGAAAGGCGCUUUGGAAUAUGCUGCAAGCCAAGGUGAGAUUACGUUUGUUUCUACUAUCGCAAUCUUAUUUUAUGAACUUGCAAGAGAUAUUAUUACAUUUGACCAAUGCCUUGGCUGGCUUGGCGAAUACGUUGAGAUUUUGCAACGUAAAUGCUUAUUUGUUGAAGCUACCAAAAUUAUAAACUUUGCUCCAUUGGACGUAGCGGAGAAACUAAAGACGCUUUAUGCAGCAGAUACUAUACGAUUGUAUUGUUCUCAUUGUUUGAAGCUUCUAACAAAUGAGAAAUCCAAACGCCAAACUCAUGGCGAGUUUGGGUAUUGGUAUUGUGAUGAGUGUCUGCAACGACAACUGAAUUGUGUCUUUUGCAAUGAACCAUGCAAAGGGCUAGUUGUUGCUAUAAGUUUAAAGUGUGGUCAUCGCGGACAUUUUGGUUGCUUGAAAGAAUGGUUUAUUGAUGAACAAAAUGUUGAAUGUCCUGGUGGUUGCGACGUGCCAAUUGUGGUGUGA